AUGCAGUCCUUGGUCGACUAUGGCAGUGAUUCGGAUGACGAGACACCAACUGGGUCAGCUGUCUCAGUCACGGCAUCCAUCAAGUCAGGCUCGUCGUCGUCGUUCCUCAAUCUGCCACCUCCCAAAGUAUCCACAGCCUCCACAACACCAGCUACUCUAUCAUCGUCGAAAGAUACAAUAACAACCAAGAAGCCUCUGCCAGCGUUGCCACCGAAGAAAGCUAAAGGCCCCGUUCGGAUCCUGCUCGACCUACCGCCUCCGUCUACUUCGUCGUCGUCGUCCCCUUCCGCCUCCACGUCCACACCGUCAAACAACGACAAUGACCACGACGGCCCCGACGGACCAAUCAAGAAGAAGCCCAAGCUCACACUAGGCGGCUCAUUGUCCGGGAGCGGUGGUGGAUUGGCCGCGUUGUUGCCCAAACCCAAGAACCAAGCUCCACCGCCGAUGCAGACUAGCGGAUCGUCGACUAAGCCGCUCAGUGGAGGAGGCCUGAUGGGUAGGUUGCCACCUCCAGCCUCGUCUACGGUACAAUCGAGCUCGACGGCCGUCGAUUCAAGUGAGGGUGGAAAGACAGGUCCAAGUGGAGGAUUCUUGCCAAAUACGUUGGCUAACAAAGGCAAGGCCAAGGCGACGAAUGGCGCGGUUGCAGAGACGAAACCAGCUCAACGAGACCCUGGAUUGGACUUCUUUGGACUAGGUGAGAGCCCCAGAACAGUUGGUGUUCAUGCCUUGCUCGAACUGACCCUGGGUGUUUGCGAUUCAGGCUCGGUGGCCUCAUCAGCGCCGUCGCACCCGUCGGCGACCUUGUCCUCGUCGAGAUUGAGCAAGCCUACGAUGACGAUCUCCUCCGCACCAACACCCAUAGCGGUACCAGUAAAUUCAGCAUCCAAGACACCGACGGCUUCCGAUCCCUACCCGGGUUUCACCCAGCUCCCUUCCGGAGAAUGGGUCGCCAAAGAUCAAGAGACGUACGAUCUCUGGGUACAGUCCAUGGUCACGCAACAGCAGCAGGCACAAGAGGUGCCGAAGGAGUUCAUUGAUGCGACUCGACAGGGUAAGAUUCUCGAUUUGCACGAGGAGCAAGAACGGGCCAAGAAGGCUUGGGCCGACCGACCGGAACAGUUGCCGAGUCAAGAAUGGCAAAAGAAGGGGCAAGACGAGGAGGCCCAGGCUAAAGUGGUGAGUCGAAUGGAAUCUAGGGAUCUUUUUCGGCACAUCAUUAACAUACCCCUGGAUUCUUCUACGCGUCAAAGCCACUCAAACCGGGGCAGUAUCGAGCUCGGCAAAAGGGCCAACUGUCGGCCUUGCUCGCCGAUGCGGUCGAGAACCGCGCCGAGUUGGAGGAGAGGAUCGCGAGGGGGAAAGCCAAUAGGAAGGCUGCGGGAAAUCGAUAUGGCUUCUAG
Molecule: messenger RNA, 1406 nt
Organism: Microbotryum saponariae
Lineage: Eukaryota; Fungi; Basidiomycota; Microbotryomycetes; Microbotryales; Microbotryaceae
Source: the annotation of a GenBank genome assembly